Messenger RNA from Ruditapes philippinarum (Manila clam), 4474 nucleotides. RefSeq names its product enhancer of mRNA-decapping protein 4-like. NCBI's taxonomy places the organism in Eukaryota, Metazoa, Mollusca, Bivalvia, Venerida, Veneridae. The record is from RefSeq and is a predicted model, not a curated record. The annotation marks the transcript as partial. The transcript is spliced from 24 exons. Gene Ontology annotation, biological process: deadenylation-independent decapping of nuclear-transcribed mRNA. Gene Ontology annotation, molecular function: protein binding. Gene Ontology annotation, cellular component: P-body.
GCUGAGAUAUGGAGCAUAGAUAUAGUAACCAAAGAGUAUGGAUCUGGACCUCUGUAUACUCGAGAUGUAGAAACUGGAUUGAUAGAGAUCAAAAGUCAUGUAAAGGUAUGUUGUCUCCCAAUAGCAUUCUCUGAAUGGCACUGCUCUGUUACAGCCAGUAUUGAUGGUGAAGUGGAAUGACUACAGGUCAACCUAGAGAUAAGUUCCAGCCCCAGAUGUUUACACCAGUGGAAACCACACAAUGGAAAGCCUAUGUCUUGUUUGUUCUUUUUAGAUGAUCAUAAAAACUGCAGCCCUGAUGCUCAAUUUUGGAAAUUUGCUGUAACUGGUUCCAGCAACAACCAGGAGAUUAAAAUCUGGAGUUGUGAGUCGUGGAACUGUCUUCAAACAAUCAGGUUUCUGUGUCCACCAGGAUUGCCGUCUAAUUUUAGUGUGGAGCCAUGUAUGAAAGCUUCCAUAGACCUUAGUGCCAAAUUCUUUGUUCUUUCUGAUAUAAAAAGAAAUGUCCUGUAUGUGCUACAAAUUCAUCAAGAUAGUGAACAGAAUACUGCUCAUGUAAGCUCAGUAUCAGAGUUUACUUUAGCCCAGCCUUGCCUGAGCUUUGCUAUAUUAGAUGCUGGUACCAAGAGAUUAAAAAAGUCUAAGGGAGAUGACUCUCAUCUAGAUGAAAUAACUACAGGAGAGAUAAUAAAGGAAGAUGUUGAUGAUGAAGAUAAGAAGGUUGAACAAAACACAUCCAGUAUCUCUGUACAGAUUAAACUUUACACCGUCCAUCCAAAGGCCUUACAGGAAUUGCUCAUCAGGUUCAAACCCGAGUCCUCCGCCCCACAGCCCCCACCACCAUCUGUCAGCUCGGUAUCACAGAGUGAAGGUGGGAUGGUAGAUGGGCUCUCUGACAUCAGCAUGAACAUGGAGGGUAGUGGAGAACAUAACAAGAGUGAUUCUUUCUCCGGAGCUGUCACAGAACAUGCCCUGGGACAACCUGUGCUUCUAACUCCCGAUGCUUUUACUUCUAGUCCUAGAAAGCAAUAUCCAGAGGACAGUAUGCUAGAUGGUGUCCGAGGCAGUAUGUCUAGCACCAGCAGUUUUACCCAGGUAUCUGCUAUGAAUGAUGACUUCCUGUCACCAAGGAGCAGCUCUGGUAGCACCAUUACCCAGACUCCAACCACGCCAAAAAUGGAGCCCCAGUCCCCAGCUACAUCCAAAAGUGAAACAACACCAUCCUCUAUCCCGCUCCCACCUAUUUCUUCCAGUGAAGAGCAUGAACUUGCUACUCCCACCUCCACUGCUAGAGAGCCAGAAGUAAGGGAAGCUACUCCAACACCUGAGGAGACACAGGAAGUAGAUGAUUUCUUCCAGCAGCAGACGACCGAGAAGCGAGACUUGCAGAUGGUAUCAUUGGACAGUACACAAAGUACAGGGGCAUAUGAAGUAUCAGAAGGAAGAAUACAUGGCAAGUCACAGAGCUCCUAUGACGAGAUGGAUGAGGAAGUGGCCGAGGUCAUGGGGGAGGACCAGGACGGAUAUUCCGAGGGGCCAACCGAGGGUACACAACCAUUUGAGGAAAGGGAGGAUACUGGUCAAGUAGGUGAGAGUACAGAAUCAAGUUUGAGGAUGUGGCCUAAACCACCUGAUGUUGGAGGCUCAAUCACAAUGGAGUCAUAUUUCACAAUGUAUUAUGAAGAAAUAGGGACAGCUAUUGAACUUGGCCAGGCAUCGGGCAUCACACUUCAGUUAUGUUUUUGUAUUCAAGUUGUCACAUUAUGUGGCUUAAAUUUAUAUUUAAUAAAAUUACCCUUGAACCAGAAUUUUUUCAACAUUAUAUGUUGUAUGUACAUCUGUAGGGUUGGAGAUGUUGAUGACACAGAGAAUGUUGAUGAAGAGGAAGAAGAAGGUGAAGAUGAUGAUGAUGACGAUGAUGAUGUAGUGGUUGAAGAAGAAGAGGAGAAUGUAGUAGAGGGUGAGUCAGAGGGAGAAAAAGAGGGCGAUGCUGAUGAGGAAAUAGAAGAGGAGAUAGAGGAGGAACAAGAACCCUCCGAGGAAAGUAUGGAUAACAAGAGGGAACCAAUGGCAGCCCCUGUUGCAGGAUCAGGCUAUUCCUCUUCACCAAGAGACAAUAGACCAGUUGAAGUGAGAGAAAUACACAGAGAGACUAUUAGAGAAGUGUUUGACACAGCAGAAAUACGGAAGUUACAUUCCAGUAUGGCUGCCAUACUUCAAGCUAUACAGAAUCAACAACAACAACUGGAAUUUCUGAAACACAAUAUGUCUGCUCAACAAGAAAAUUAUCUUGAGCUACGACGUCGGCAGCUGGAACAGGAACAGUUACAUCAAGUAUCUGAAGGUGCCCAGCCAAGUAUAGAGGAACAUCUUGGUAAACUAGAGAACAUUGUUACAUCAAGGGUAGAGAGAUUGUUUAAUCAACACUCACAGAAAGAAAAUCAGAGAGUACAGGAUAUAAUGAGACAAGCAGAGGCUCGUGAUGAACGUAAACAAGAGAGAUUACAGAAUACAGUAGCUACAUCACUCGCACAGGCAGUAAACAGUCACAUGGAUAAAGUAGUUCGUAGCACUAUUGUUCCCAGUAUAACAAAAGUAUUGGAACCAGUGAAAGACCAGAUACAUCAAGACAUGACACAGAAACUGACAGCAGCUGAUUCCCUCAUCAGAGAAAAUGCUUCCCACAUUGCCAAGACAUUCAGAUCACGGCAAACAGUAGAGGCUGUGGGUGUGGCAGCAGGCAAUGCCAUACAGGCACCAAUGCAGGCUGCAUACCGUGAAGCAUUCCAGAAUAUUGUAAUACCUUCUUUUGAGAGAACUACACAAAACAUGUACCAACAAGUUACAGAUACCUUCCAGAGAGGUACAAAAGAAUAUACUAGACAACUGGAAUCACAUCUCGACAGUAUUCGACAGAAACAUGUAGAAGCACGGGAUCCAGUUGUUGCAGAAUUACGAAAACUUACCGAUUCCUUCCAAACAUCAGCUGAACAAAUGAAAUCUCAUGUGAUAGCAACAAUUCAAUCUCAACUCAGUAAUGAAGUCCAUAAAUCUCUAUCAAGGUUACAAGAUGAUAUGUCCCUGUAUGUGAGGGAAGCUGUGAGGGAAGAGGUAGCGGUUGCUAUGAGGGAGCAGGGAAGCUCCAUUAGUGAUAGUGUUCUUAAUGCUAUGAGGUCAGGGGCAGUGACACCAAUGAGAGCGACCCCUGACCCUCAAGUAGAGAAAACACACAUACUGAAUCUGUUACGACAAGGGCAGCUAAAUGCAGCAUUUCAGCAGGCAUUGUCAGCGGCUAACCUUGAACUUGUGAUGAGUCUAUGUGAGACAGUAAAUCCAUCACAAGUUUUCAACCAGCAACCAUGUCCCUUACACCAGCCUGUCCUCCUAUCACUCAUACAGCAGCUGUCAGCUGAUCUAGAAAAUCAUACAGAUCUUAAAUACAAAUACUUGGAAGAAGCUGUGAUGAACCUUGACCCCCAUGAUUCUGUCACACAGGAACAUAUGAAAGGAGUGUUGUAUGCCCUAAACCAAAAACUAAGAAUAUAUAUCCCAGCUCACCCUAAUGACAAGGUGACAAGAUCACUAAAAAUGUUGCUCAUGGCCUCAGAGUCCUUGAUCAAAUAAAUUGGUGCUUUUUUCUUCAUUACUAUCAUUCAUAAAUGGUGUAAAAGUAAAAAUUGAUGAUUAAAAGUGUGAAAAUGGUUAAGAAAAUGAAGUGCCAUGGUUCAAGGAUCUGAAGUUCAAAAGACUGGAGUGAUAAAUAAUUGAAAGAACUUGGUGAACAAUUAAAGGUUUAUAAAAAAACAUUCAAUCUUCAAAUAUUACAUGAUGUGUAUGUUAAUUUAAGAACAGAAUAAUCAGUUCAGCAGUCAUUUUGUAGAAUCCAUGUUAUUGUUUUAUCACCUUUAUCAGUUGCAGGUUCAAAAUAGUUCAAGACUUGUAUUAGCAUAUUCUAUUAGAAGUUUGUAUUCUCAUUAAUGUUAAGAAAUACUUAAAUAUUUUGUUCUGACAUAAUUCACAGGAGAGUAAAACUGUACCCUGUUAAUUGAUACUAUUAUGUUUAUUAUUUGACUUAAUAAAUGAUUUGGCAACAUUAUGCUGUUAGUAAGCUUUUUUUUCUUAAGAGUUGACCUUGUUUUGUUGUUUUCUUUUUACAAAGAUUUUCAAAUAAUGUCAAUUUGAUGUUAGAUCUGUGUUACUUAUCAACAGUACCAACUUUAAAGGUAAUAAAGUGAAACUUGUGCUUAGUUUUUAAUUUUAUCUUAAGAUUUUUUUGGAGAUAUUUUUUAUUAAAUGCCUCAUUUAGUUGUAGGUUCAUUUUAGUUGAGCAGUUAGAGUUAUGUAGGUUUUGUACACAGUACCAAAGUUAUUUCGUAUUUUGUUACAAUGUAGUUUUGUAUAUAUUUUUGUUUUAACUGAGAAUAGGAAAUUAGCAGAUGGCUAAAUUAAAGUAUUAAAAACUCAUUAAAACUGU